AGGUAGAGUCGGUAGAGUGAGCUAGGCUAUCGAAGGUCAGGCUAGGGAUCGAUCCCCAGGGGGCUCGAACAUGAUGCCUGCUUUUACUACUUCUAUCUAGUCCCCUAUCCUGUACACCACUCUGAACUUGUUAUUACUUUUUUUGAAAAAUAUGCCUUCUCCUUUGUCUAACUAUCCACCAUCCCAAAGACGUUUAUCCACUCUCUCUUCCCCUUCUUCUCGUCCCGCCACUUUAUCUGUUAAUAGCGUCUUGGUACCCAAUUCUACGAAUAUCGAUCUAUCCAAUCCUUCAUCGGCAUCGUCUGCGACUACCAGCUUUAAGGUAGACUGGUCGUCGGACGGUGCCAACCCUUCUUCUACCAACGCCGCAGCCCGCCGUCCCGAAGACAUCGAGAUGGAUUCUAUAGCCCCUACCGGUCAUCGUCGCCGUCGAAGUACGCUCACCGCCAAUCCGAACAUACCUCAACCCUCCAAUUCGCGAACUUCGCGACCGCGUUCUACCAGCAUUAAGAGUCCUGGAGAUCUGGAAGCCAAGAUAUCCGAAGAGGAUCAGAGUCGGGACGCGUCAAGAUCAGAUGAUAAGAGCGAAGGCGAUUUGUCAGAAGAGGAUCUACACGAUGACGAAGAAACGGGUUUGACGAAAAAGGAUAGGCGGAGGAAACAGGCUAAGCGACGACGAAAUACUAGGCUAGACCAAAGGAUCGCACGCGACAAAAUUACGGACGAGGAACGGAAAGAGGCGGACCAGAAUGUAGUCAAGAAGUUGGUUAUCAACGCUGUUCUAAUUGGGCUUUGGUACCUAUUUUCACUUUCGAUUUCUUUAUACAAUAAAUGGAUGUUCGAUGCGGGCCAACUCAACUUUGCGUUUCCCUUAUUCACCACCGCCAUGCACAUGCUCGUGCAAUUUUCCCUUGCCGGUUUAGUACUAUACUUCAUACCUUCAUUACGGCCUGGCAAUUCGCAACACAAUUCCGAUGCGGGCCGAUCGAGACACGAGGCUGAGCCUGAACGUCCGAUUAUGACCAAAAUGUUUUAUUUAACAAGAAUAGGGCCGUGUGGUGCCGCGACUGGUUUGGAUAUCGGUUUAGGAAACACGUCCUUGAAAUUCAUUACGCUUACUUUUUAUACAAUGUGUAAAUCUUCAUCCUUAGCUUUUGUGCUAAUAUUCGCUUUUCUCUUUCGACUCGAGUCCCCCACAUGGAAAUUGGUGGCUAUUAUCGCAACUAUGACGGCAGGUGUAGUGAUGAUGGUUGCGGGCGAAGUCGAGUUCCAAUUGGGAGGUUUCGUGCUCGUCAUAUCCGCCGCCUUUUUCUCUGGCUUCCGUUGGGGUCUCACACAGAUCCUCCUACUACGUAACCCCGCUACUUCGAAUCCGUUCUCCAGCAUUUUCUUCCUGGCACCGGUCAUGUUCCUCACUUUGAUGGUUAUUGCGGUACCAGUUGAAGGCUUCUUCGAAUUAAUCGAAGGUCUGAAAGAGUUGGGUAAUGAAUGGGGUGCUGUCAAGACUCCCCUCAUCCUUCUCUUCCCGGGAACCAUUGCGUUCUUGAUGACGGCUAGUGAAUUCGCUCUGUUACAGCGAAGCAGCGUCGUCACUCUUUCUAUUGCUGGUAUCUUUAAAGAAGUCGUGACUAUUUCGGCCGCCGCGUUAGUUUUCGACGACAGACUUACGCCUAUCAAUAUUUCUGGUCUGGUGGUGACUAUCAGCGCCAUUGCUGCUUACAAUUGGAUUAAGCUAUCUAAGAUGCGCAAUGAUGCUCGGAUGGAUGUUCAUAAUCGGACUUAUCAACAGGCGCAGUCUGGUUCGUCGAGUGAAGUUGACCGUGGAAGUUCUUCCGACGAGGAAGAAACAGGGCUCCUUGCUCAUGACGAUGAAAGUGGUGCCGAAGAUAAUCUGCUCACGACCGACGGCGAUAUGAUACCGAACCCAAGACCAUCGAGCUCGACAGAACCCCACCGGACCGAGCGUUCUAGGGAAGACUGAUUAUCACGUUUUUAUUUUCGUUUGUAAAGAUUCGCCAACAAAGAUAGAAUCACGGCUUGUACAUCUAUAUGGAAUACGGCAUACCUAGAGUCGGUGUCUAUGGCAAGGCUGUGAAUUUAAAGGAAAACGGGGCCAAUGGAACGAAUCAUCCACCCGUUAUCUACGAGACAGGAACCCAAGGCAGCAUUAGGAGCAUUAGCAAAAGGAACUUCGGGUCAGGAGGGAGGGUCCAUACAUAUUUAUCCGCCACUUAGGACAACCAAUUCGAUCCGAUGGUGCGAGGAACCCAGAUGCAUAGCGUCUAGAAUUUGAAACGGGAGAGAAGGAGUAGAGAUAGGCCAGGUCAGUGAAUUCCGGCCGAGACAGCAAAGAAUAAGAGAACAAAUAA
Hypoxylon trugodes is the source of this 2369-nucleotide messenger RNA. Its product is annotated as triose-phosphate transporter family-domain-containing protein. Gene Ontology annotation, biological process: UDP-glucose transmembrane transport. The transcript has 3 exons. Bases 152 to 1981 code for a protein of 609 amino acids. Gene Ontology annotation, cellular component: Golgi apparatus; endoplasmic reticulum-Golgi intermediate compartment; cis-Golgi network. Lineage: Eukaryota; Fungi; Ascomycota; Sordariomycetes; Xylariales; Hypoxylaceae. Gene Ontology annotation, molecular function: antiporter activity. The record is from RefSeq and is a predicted model, not a curated record.